AUGCGUGAGACACGAGGUAGUGUCGACUUCCGCAGCAGCAGCGGCAGCAGCAGCUGCAGCAGCAGCUACAGCGCCAGAUCAGAGCAGCAGCAGCGGCAGCAGAAGCAGCAGCAGCAGCAGCAGCAGGGGCAGCACAAGCGCCAAGACGCGUUCUGCAGCAGCAGCAGCAGCAAUAACAGCAGCAGCAGCAGCAGCAGCAGAUAUUUGAAAGUCAGUAGGAAAAGCUGCAGAAAGGGCGGGGAGGUCAGCGCCGACGGGGGCUGCCUGCUGUCAAGUGAGUGCAGCAGCAGCAGCAGCAGCAGCAGCAGCAGCAGCAGCAGAUCAGUGGUUCCUGUUGUACAUGGAUAUCGUGCCAACAAUGACGCCGCUCUGAGUCGUUGCGGCUUGCUGCUUCAUCAGCAGCUGCAGCAGCAGCAGCAGCAGCAGCAGCAGCAGCAGCAGCUAAAUGCAGCACAAAGGCUGUGGAGCUCGCGCUUUCCCCAUUCUUACUUUGGUACUCAAUGCGAUGCAGCGCGUGCUGCAGCAGCAGCAGCUGCUGCUGCUGCUGCACGUUCUUCACUUGCAACCAAGCAGCAGCAUUCGCAGCAGCAUUCGCAGCAGCAGCAUUCGCAGCAGCAUUCGCAGCAGUAUUCGCAGCAGCAUUCGCAGCAGCAGCAUUCGCAGCAGCAGCAUUCGCAGCAGCAUUCGCAGCAGCAUUCGCAGCAGCAGCACGAGCUGCCUGAGGAGGGUCCCCUUAGUUCCCAAGAUUGCCCUUCCCCACUUCCGCAGCAGCAGCAGCAGCAGCAGCCGCAGCAGCAGCAGCAGCAGCGACAGCAGCAGCUGCAGCCGCAGCAGCAGCUUUAUCCCCUGGGGGCUGGUACACUAGGUGGUGCCACGGGAGGCAGCGGAAAGCAGCAUGACCGCCACCACAAUCACCAUGACAAUCAGCAGCAGCAGCAGCAGCAGCAGCAGCAGCAGCAGCAGCAGCAGCAGCAGGCUGGGCACUUGAGCUGGCGCGAAGUGUGGCAUGUCUUUGGAGUUGCUGCGCUGCCAAUGGUUGGCUUUGGGCUGAUGGACCAGCUGAUAAUGAUUCGCCUUGGAGACCUGCUGGACACGACGUUGGGGGUGCAGUUCGGGCUGGCGACGCUGACUGCUGCUGCAGUGGGGCAGCUGUGUAGUGACACCGCAGGAGUUCUCUUCGGCUCUUCCAUUGAGUCCCUCGCCAGCCGCCUCGGAGUCCCCGCCCCCCUCCUCAGCCCGGCCCAGCGCGCCUCCGCGGCCUUCGGGUCUGCUGCUGCUGCUGCUGCUGCUGCUGCUGCUGCUGCUGCUGCUGCUGGUGCUGGUGAUGGUGAUGGUGAUGGUGCUGCAGCAGCAGCUGCAGCAGAAGCUGAAGCAGAUGCUGAAGCAGAUGCUAAGGCAGAUGCUGCAGCAGAAGCUGCAGCAGCUGCUGCAGCAACUGCUGCAGCAACUGCUGCAGCAGGUGCUGCAGCAGUUGCUGCAGUAGAUGCUGCAGUAGAAGCUGCAGCACUGCAAGGGCAAGUGGCCAAGACGCUGGGUGCCGCUGCUGGGGUUUGCUGCGGCUGCCUUUUGGGAAUGCUGCAGCUGCUGGUGCUGGACUUGGACAAGGCCGAGAGGCUGAAGCACCAGCAGCAGCUCGACACAAUCUUCGAGACAGUCUUAAUCGACGGCCCCAAACUCUUCCACUGCGAGAGGGCUGCGUUGUUUGUGUACGACCCGAGCCGCGACGAAGUGUGGUCGAAGGCUGUCUUCGGAGAAGGCAAAGCGCUGCGCAUGCAGCUGCACCAAAGCCACUGCAUCAUCACUUGGGUCAUGGAAAACAAAGAAAUCCUCAACUGCAGCGAGGCUUCCCAG
Eimeria necatrix is the source of this 1851-nucleotide messenger RNA. RefSeq lists its product as hypothetical. The record is from RefSeq and is a predicted model, not a curated record. Gene Ontology annotation, cellular component: mitochondrion. Lineage: Eukaryota; Apicomplexa; Conoidasida; Eucoccidiorida; Eimeriidae. The transcript is spliced from 8 exons. The annotation marks the transcript as partial.